CUCCCACUUCUGCUAAGAGGGACUUGAAAGCCAGCAACAUAUUUUAUGACGAACUAGCAUUUUUGUAUAAAAGUGUCUCUUUUCACUGCUUCAUCAGUAUGUAACCCAAGGGUAUUUAUUCGGGGAUAGUUUUCUGUUUCACGCUCUACCGUGUUGAAAGCCAGGCCAGAGACCAACAUGGAUGUGUGACCAGCUCAAACAGAGAGAGGAGAAAGCAAGAAAGAGGCUUCCUAUCACUUGUUGCAGCCCAGCAACUGGAGCUUAGGGAAGGAAAGCUAACAAGCAAACAAGUUGUGUCAUGAUGUCGGAUCCACAGGGGAAAGGAGCUCCAAGUGAAGAGGGAAACAUACCAGACGCCACAGCAGGACACAUGUCCAGCAGUACUCAACAGGUACCAGUUGGGGCAUCUGUGUCUUCCCCUGUGGCCUCCAUACAGCCUCCUGCUACCACACCAACAGAGGAUGAGGAUGAGAGUGAAGAUGAGUCAGAGAUCCUGGAGGAGAGUCCCUGUGGUCGCUGGCAGAAGCGCAGAGAGGAGGUGAAUCAGCGUAAUGUCCCAGGGAUAGAUGCUGCAUACCUGGCCAUGGACACAGAGGAAGGAGUAGAGGUAGUGUGGAAUGAAGUCAUGAUCUCAGAGAGGAAAAACUUCAAGCAGCUGGAGGAGAAAGUGAAGGCAGUAUUUGAUAACCUGAUCCAUUUGGAACAUGCAAAUAUUGUCAAGUUUCACAAAUACUGGGCCGACACAAAGGACAACCGGGCUAGGGUGAUUUUCAUAACUGAAUAUAUGUCAUCAGGAAGCUUGAAGCAGUUUCUAAAGAAGACAAAGAAGAAUCACAAAACCAUGAAUGAAAAGGCUUGGAAGAGAUGGUGCACACAGAUCCUGUCUGCUCUCAGUUAUCUCCAUUCUUGUGACCCUCCCAUCCUCCAUGGCAACCUGACCUGUGACACAAUCUUCAUCCAACACAACGGGCUCAUCAAGAUCGGAUCAGUUGCCCCAGACACCAUCAACAACCAUGUGAAGACGUGUCAUGAGGAACAGAAGAACAUGCACUUCUUUGCCCCUGAAUAUGGAGCUGUUGAUGAUGUCACCACGGCUGUAGACAUCUACUCAUUUGGCAUGUGUGCCUUAGAGAUGGCGCUCUUGGAAAUCCAGGGGAAUGGAGAGUCCUCUUAUGUUUCUCAGGAGGCCAUCAACAAUGCCAUACAGUUACUGGAGGACCCACUGCAGAGGGAGUUAAUCCAGAAGUGCCUCGAAUGUGAUCCCAGUACAAGACCUACAGCCCGAGAGCUGCUGUUUAACCAGGCCCUGUUUGAAGUACCGCUGCUAAAACUGCUGGCUGCACAUUGUAUUGUCAGCCACCAACACAUGAUUCCUGAGAAUGCCCUGGAGGAGAUGACCAAGAACAUGGACCCCAACCUGGUCAUCGCUGAGAUGACAGAGGACGUUCAGCUCAGGCUUUCACAGUUUCCUGCCUUGGAGCUUGAUAAAUUCCUGGAGGAUGUGAGGAAUGGUAUUUAUCCCAUGACGGCGUUCGGGCUGCCCUGUCCUCAGCAGCCUCAACAGGAGACUGUUAAAUCUCCCAUUGUCGUCCCCUUGGUCAAAUCCCCCACCCCUGAACCUGCAGAACUCGAGACACGGCGGGUCAUUCAUAUGCAGUGUAACUUUGAACCUGUCGAGGAGGGAGCAAAGUACCAUCUAACAUUACUGCUGAAACUGGAGGAUAAACUGAAUAGACAUCUAAGCUGUGACAUGUUACCUCAUGAGAAUUUUCAAGAGUUGGCUGAAGAGUUGGUGGAGCUGAACUUAAUCAGUGAGGUGGACCAAAACAAAAUAGCCUCUCUACUAGAAGAAGCAUUCAGCCAAGCUCUUCACUAGCGACAGUUUACUCGACCAUGUUACUGUCUCCUCAUAAGUACACUCUCUUAACCCACUUACAUGUCUUUUUUGGUUACUCAACACAGUGAUUGUAUUCAGUGUUUUUUUAUGUCUUUUCUAUUUAGCCUUAGGUGGUAAUGUGACCAAAAGGGUGGGUAUUUCUUUUGCAUUAGGGAUUAAAACUUCCUAAAAGCACACAAUCUUUACCAUAAAGCCAAUUUUAGAGUCCAGGUGACUCCAAAGAAGCCACCUGGAGUGAUUUCAUAUUUUUAUUUAGUAAGUCAAAACAUACAUACACACACAUACAUAUAUAUAUAUAUAUAUAUAUAUAUAUAUAUAUAUAUAUAUAUAUACAUAUAAAUAUGUGUGUGUGUGUGUGUGUGUGUGUGUGUGUGUGUGUAAUUCUUUUGAAUGAGUUGGCUACUAAGUUGGCUGUUAAGUUUAAUUAAAAGGUAGACCUCAUUAAUGCUGCGACACUUGAUAACAACAGUACUGACUAGAUUACUUGCAGCUUUAUGUUGAAACCCAAUUUUUCAUAAGCACACAGUUUUAUUUAGUGUGAGGUGUUUACACUAUGAAUUGCCUGGCCUGUUUCUGUCAGGAUGAGUCUAAAACAUAAUCAAGACUGAUUCAGGCCCUCACUGGAGUCACACCACAUGCUAACUCAUCUCUCGCUACUGUUAUACUUUUAAAUUUUGAUGGUCGGAUCUACACCUCUUGACCACCAGCAUAACUUUAGCUACCCUAGAGAUGAAAGGAUACAUUUCUACCAAAAGAAGAUAUUUCUAAAUAAGCCAAGCCAUUCUUUCUGGAUCCUCAUUUCACAUGGUUCCCCCUCUCAUUUGGCUCCCAUUUGUACAACACAAUCCCUGCUCUUUGUGAUGUUUGGACCAACCUGUCACUUAUCAGGUUAAAUAUAUGUAAUAGUUUGAAAACUGGACGGCAUAGAGGCAACUUUCUCAGUUGACUUUAUUAUACACCAAUACCCAUGAGUAAUAACUUUGUGCACCACUGCGCAUCACAUUUUGGCCGGGCAUCAUGCCAAUUCUCUCUGGAAAAAUGGAUACCUGGUUACUUCGAGGUACUGUGAACAGAAGUGUUACUGAAUUUCCGUUAGCGUGUUUAUUUUAUUUUGCUCAACUCUUUGCCUUAGUCUGAGCCUACGCACAUGCCUUAAGGUCCUCUUUUCUCAGUUUGUUUUUAUUAUUUUAUUCAUUGUUUUACCAUUUGCUGCUUGUUGGGUUCACACAUGCUACUCUGCCUUUAAAAUCCAUUCAUGUGAGACUUGUGUACUGAACUCGGCUGCCAUAUGCUGUAGGAAGAGGACAUUUUCCUGAUACAUCCGUGUGAGAGCGUCAUAUGUGUUAUUUAUGUCACAUAUACUGUAUAUCGUGUUUGACUUUACCUUUUGUUUACUGUGAUUUCACACACAGACCACAUUGUUGAGAGUCUGAGCCAAUACACAACUUUUCUUGUUUCUAUCGCUGUUGUUUUCAUUUGAUUACUAUUUAAUAAAACUGGGACCUAGUGGUUUGACAUUAUCCUUCACAGAGUACAGAGGCACGAGACUAAAUUUGACAUCAUACAAGUCUUGUUAAGACAUGUAUUGAGAUCAGGGAGUUGCCUGUGGCCUCUUUGGGACAUUUUGGCUCAGAACUCUUUGUGGACCUUUGGUACUACUGUGUCUGAAAUCUCAUACAGUAUCAAUACAAGGAAAUUCUCAGAUAACAAAAAACAGUUAAGAUCAUAACUAUACAAUACAAUACCUUACCUUUUUCUGGCAUUUUAUUAAGAAUAUAAUUGAUGUGUCUUAUAUUCAUGGUGCCAGUUAAAUUGAACUACUGUAUGAGCUUCAGACAGAGCUUUCCUCUGAUGCUGGUUGUUGAGUUAUAUUAUUAAACUGCUCACCUCACUAGUGAGAUCAUAUUUAAUCCCAUGAUCUCCACUCGUAUAUCUCUGAAGUAUUUUUUAAAAAAGGUAUUCAGGCUACUUUUGUGCUCCAGUCAGCAUUUUGCUAUACAUCACGUGUGUAGUCCUUCUUAAUGCAUUGUUUACUUUAUUUUCCUCUUUUUGUAUGUCUAUUUGUGACCUGCUAAGAUUGUAUAUUCCAAAGAUGUGUUUUUAAAGUCAGCCAGGAGAAUGUAAGUGCACCACUUGUUAUAUAGAAAAGUGGUAAAAAACCAACCAAUGUGAUCACCAGAGCAGCUUUAUUAUCUCUCUCUCUCUCUCUCUCUCUCUCUCUCUCUCUCUCUCUCUCUCUCUCUCUCUCUCUCUCUGUAUUCUCUUUUCCACCCAAAUUAUUGGUGGUGUUGAAACUGGUUAUUAAAUAAUCAUACAGGGUGGGCAGCUUUAGCCUGUCACUCAAGGAUGUGAGCUCUUGGUUACAUUUGGAUAUCCUUUUGUAUGACAGUCAGUAAAUGUGUGUGUCUUUUCUGAGACGUGUAUCCUGACAAAAGGUAUGACUGUUCUUUCAAAUAAAUGUGUGAAAUGAA
This is a messenger RNA of Dicentrarchus labrax (European seabass), 4368 nucleotides long. Its product is annotated as nuclear receptor-binding protein. NCBI's taxonomy places the organism in Eukaryota, Metazoa, Chordata, Actinopteri, Moronidae. Gene Ontology annotation, biological process: intracellular signal transduction; endoplasmic reticulum to Golgi vesicle-mediated transport; protein phosphorylation. Gene Ontology annotation, cellular component: endomembrane system; cytoplasm. The transcript is spliced from 18 exons. Gene Ontology annotation, molecular function: protein kinase activity; ATP binding. The record is from RefSeq and is a predicted model, not a curated record. The coding region runs from base 299 to 1876 and encodes 525 amino acids.